This is a messenger RNA of Nomascus leucogenys (northern white-cheeked gibbon), 3882 nucleotides long. It is a transcript of the gene NRG3, whose product is annotated as neuregulin 3. Gene Ontology annotation, biological process: intracellular signal transduction; nervous system development; animal organ development. Lineage: Eukaryota; Metazoa; Chordata; Mammalia; Primates; Hylobatidae. The record is from RefSeq and is a predicted model, not a curated record. Gene Ontology annotation, molecular function: chemorepellent activity.
GAGCGGAUUUGCAUGCGGCCGCCGCGGCCGCUGCCUGCGCCCGAGCCCGCCGCCGCCGCCGCCGGAGCCCGCGCCCGCGCCCGGCCCGCGCGGCCCCAUGCCUCUGGCGCGGCCCUCGGGGGGGCGAAGGUGAAGACCGGCUCCUAGGAUGAGUGAAGGGGCGGCCGCUGCCUCUCCACCUGGUGCCGCUUCGGCAGCCGCCGCCUCGGCCGAGGAGGGCACCGCGGCGGCUGCGGCGGCGGCAGCGGCGGGCGGGGGCCCGGACGGCGGCGGCGAAGGGGCGGCCGAGCCCCCCCGGGAGUUACGCUGUAGCGACUGCAUCGUGUGGAACCGGCAGCAGACGUGGCUGUGCGUGGUACCUCUGUUCAUCGGCUUCAUCGGCCUGGGGCUCAGCCUCAUGCUUCUCAAAUGGAUCGUGGUGGGCUCCGUCAAGGAGUACGUGCCCACCGACCUAGUGGACUCCAAAGGGAUGGGCCAGGACCCCUUCUUCCUCUCCAAGCCCAGCUCUUUCCCCAAGGCCAUGGAGACCACCACCACGACCACUUCCACCACGUCCCCCGCCACCCCCUCCGCCGGGGGUGCCGCCUCCUCCAGGACGCCCAACCGGAUUAGCACUCGCCUGACCACCAUCACGCGGGCGCCCACUCGCUUCCCCGGGCACCGGGUGCCCAUCCGGGCCAGCCCGCGCUCCACCACAGCACGGAACACUGCGGCCCCCCCGACGGUCCUAUCCACCACGGCCCCGUUCUUCAGUAGCAGCACGCCGGGCUCCCGACCCCCGGUGCCAGGCACCGCAAGUACCCAGGCAAUGCCCUCCUGGCCUACUGCAGCAUACGCUACCUCCUCCUACCUUCACGAUUCUACUCCCUCCUGGACCUUGUCUCCCUUUCAGGAUGCUGCCUCCUCUUCUUCCUCUUCUUCCUCCUCCGCUACCACCACCACACCAGAAACUAGCACCAGCCCCAAAUUUCAUACGACGACAUAUUCCACAGAGCGAUCCGAGCACUUCAAACCCUGCCGAGACAAGGACCUUGCAUACUGUCUCAAUGAUGGCGAGUGCUUUGUGAUCGAAACCCUGACCGGAUCCCAUAAACACUGUCGGUGCAAAGAAGGCUACCAAGGAGUCCGUUGUGAUCAAUUUCUGCCGAAAACUGAUUCCAUCUUAUCGGAUCCAACAGACCACUUGGGGAUUGAAUUCAUGGAGAGUGAAGAAGUUUAUCAAAGGCAGGUGCUGUCAAUUUCAUGUAUCAUCUUUGGAAUUGUCAUCGUGGGCAUGUUCUGUGCAGCGUUCUACUUCAAAAGCAAGAAACAAGCUAAACAAAUCCAAGAGCAGCUGAAAGUGCCACAAAAUGGUAAAAGCUACAGUCUCAAAGCAUCCAGCACAAUGGCAAAGUCAGAGAACUUGGUGAAGAGCCAUGUCCAGCUGCAAAAUUAUUCAAAGGUGGAAAGGCAUCCUGUGACUGCACUGGAGAAAAUGAUGGAGUCAAGUUUUGUCGGCCCCCAGUCAUUCCCUGAGGUCCCUUCUCCUGACAGAGGAAGCCAGUCUGUCAAACACCACAGGAGUCUAUCCUCUUGCUGCAGCCCAGGGCAAAGAAGUGGCAUGCUCCAUAGGAAUGCCUUCAGAAGGACACCUCCAUCACCCCGAAGUAGGCUAGGUGGAAUUGUGGGACCAGCAUAUCAGCAACUCGAAGAAUCAAGGAUCCCAGACCAGGAUACGAUACCUUGCCAAGGGAUAGAGGUCAGGAAGACUAUAUCCCACCUGCCUAUACAGCUGUGGUGUGUUGAAAGACCCCUGGACUUAAAGUAUUCAUCCAGUGGUUUAAAAACCCAACGAAAUACAUCAAUAAAUAUGCAACUGCCUUCAAGAGAGACAAACCCCUAUUUUAAUAGCUUGGAGCAAAAGGACCUGGUGGGCUAUUCAUCCACAAGGGCCAGUUCUGUGCCCAUCAUCCCUUCAGUGGGUUUAGAGGAAACCUGCCUGCAAAUGCCAGGGAUUUCUGAAGUCAAAAGCAUCAAAUGGUGCAAAAACUCCUAUUCAGCUGACGUUGUCAAUGUGAGUAUUCCAGUCAGCGAUUGUCUUAUAGCAGAACAACAAGAAGUGAAAAUAUUGCUAGAAACUGUCCAGGAGCAGAUCCGAAUUCUGACUGAUGCCAGACGGUCAGAAGACUACGAACUGGCCAGCGUAGAAACCGAGGACAGUGCAAGCGAAAACACAGCCUUUCUCCCCCUGAGUCCCACGGCCAAAUCAGAACGAGAGGCGCAAUUUGUCUUAAGAAAUGAAAUACAAAGAGACUCUGCAUUGACCAAGUGACUUGAGAUGUAGGAAUCUGUGCAUUCUAUGCUUUGCUCAACAGGAAAGAGAGGAAAUCAAAUACAAAUUAUUUAUAUGCAUUAAUUUAAGAGCAUCUACUUAGAAGAAACCAAAUAGUCUAUCGCCCUCAUAUCAUAGUGUUUUUUAACAAAAUAUUUUUUUAAGGGAAAGAAAUGUUUCAGGAGGGAUAAAGCUUACCAUUAAAGCUUUUGGGUAGAAUUCUGAAUCCAAUUUCAGUUAGUCCCAACACUAUCCUCUUUGGCUCCUAGAAGAUGUGGGUAAUUCAGACCCUUGGCCCCACAGUGCCAGUGUCUCAUUAAAAAACACUGGCAGUUACCUGGUUUCAAAAAGAGGAGAGCUGCAUCCCGCAGGUGGAUGCAUCAGUGAGCAGGUGGCCCUUGCCAUUUGGCUUGCCAAUCCCAAGCCCUAAAUUUCUAUUCACCCAAUAGCCUCAUCACAGGUUACGUCAUGUCGAGAAAUGUAGUGUUUUCUAUUUGAUUUUUGGAGAAUGCCACAAAAGACUCUGCAAUGGGAAGGAGGACAGGAGAUAGAAGGAGAAACCGGGGGCAAUCUUAACUACUCUUGUGUGCCACCUUCCUCUGAGAUUUGAAUGCACAGAUCUCAGCUGGAGGUAUGAAAUUAUUACAGAAAAAGAGACAAAAAAAUCACUAUAUCGUGUCACUAAAAUCAUGCUAAUAGAAAUGUUUUUCCUUGAGAUUGUUUAGAGGCUCUGAAGAGCGUUUCUCAGUUUUUGUGUGCCUGUGUGCACAUGUGUGUGCGAGCGUGUGUGUGUGUGGACUUGCUCACACGGGCACAUAUGCUGUAAGCACAUGUGUUCAUUGUGCGUAUGUGUGUGCAUGUGUGCGCGUAUUACGCUUGCUAAAAUUUGUUCUGAAACAUCAGGGAAUCUAAUAUUCAGAAAAAGUAUUUCCCUCUUAGAUCUGUUCACUUUAAAUUUUUCCAUUAAGUAUAAAGUUCAGUUAGUUCUUAAAUCAAGGUCACUUGCAUGGUGGGGUCAUAUAAAACUCUUGACACUGUCUAGACCAUUUUCUGAUGUGAAUACUUUUGAGAGGAUCAACUAUUGGCUCAUUAAUGAUAUCAGUAUCAUAAGGUGAGUUCAUCGAGGAUGUGUGUUUAUUUGAAUCAUGCCUACUUAAAUUACUAACACAAGACAAUUAACAAAUUGACAGUUACCAUUUGCUUUCUCAUCGUCCUCAUUACUAUUUAUUUUAUAGCAAGUCUACUACGUGUGGACCAAGGCUUCGGCUUCUGUGGUUAGUAUGGGAAGAAUAAAUCAUUGAAAUAAAAAUACCCAGACUAUUCAGUUCACAAGAAACCCCCCAAAAGAACAGUAAAUUGUGUUGUAUGUUCAUUUGGAAUAAAGCAAUAUUUUUACCACUGCUAAGGUGAACUGAAACCUCUCCUGAAGAUUUGUCUGUUUAUUUACCCUCACUUUCAUGGGACAUAUGAGGAAAUUAGUGUUCACAUACCCAGUCUUUUUCCAAUUACUGGUGGUGUUGAGUUGUUAUGUUUACACUGUUUUAAAUAAAAAGGCACUGUAUUUGAAAGCA